AUGUCAGAUUACUUCAUCCCCAAGUACCAGAGCGGAGACCUGGUGUUCGCCAAGUUGAAAGGCUACGCCCACUGGCCGGCCAGGGUCGAGCACAUGGCUGAACACAACCGCUAUCAAGUGUUCUUCUUUGGGACCCACGAGACCGCCCUCCUGGGCCCCAAACACCUCUUCCCGUACGCCGAGUGCAAGGAGAAGUUCGGCAAGCCCAACAAGAGGAGGGGCUUCAGCGAGGGGCUGUGGGAGAUCGAGAACAACCCCACCAUCCAGGCCUGUGACGACCAGGGCCCCCAAGAGAAGAGUGGCGCCAAGGAGCCAGCGCCGGGGCCGCAGCCUGAGGCCUGCGAGGCCUCGGAGGCCACCGAGGCCCAGAAGAGCGGCCGCCGCGGCGGAGAUGAGAACGGGGAGCUGCGCGUGGACGAGCCGGCCCAGGCGCAGGACGAGAUGGGGCCGCUGAAGAGGAGCGCCGAAGACCUGCUGGAGCGCGUCCCCAAACGCCCCAAGGAGGCCGAUCCGGAGGGCGAGGCGGCGGCGGCGGGGGCCUGCGAGGCUGCGAGGCCGGUCCUGGUGGAGGCGUUGGAGCAGGGCCCUGUCUGGGGGCCGCCCCAGGAGGAAGGGGAGCUGCCGGAAGAGGCUGCCGACGUGGAGGAGGAGGCCGAGGUCCCGGGUGACGGAGACCACGAGAGCCAGUAA
Messenger RNA from Miniopterus natalensis, 690 nucleotides. It is a transcript of the gene HDGFL1, whose product is annotated as HDGF like 1. The record is from RefSeq and is a predicted model, not a curated record. NCBI's taxonomy places the organism in Eukaryota, Metazoa, Chordata, Mammalia, Chiroptera, Miniopteridae.